Messenger RNA from Salpingoeca rosetta, 204 nucleotides. RefSeq lists its product as uncharacterized. The transcript is spliced from 2 exons. The record is from RefSeq and is a predicted model, not a curated record. Bases 1 to 204 code for a protein of 67 amino acids. Lineage: Eukaryota; Choanoflagellata; Craspedida; Salpingoecidae.
AUGUCGUGUCUGCUGCCUGCAAUCCUGAUCAUGACAGAAAUGCUCGAUGAUCUGGAUGACGGUAUGGCGCACACACACAGCCGGCUGCGCCGUGAGAAUGAACACAUUGCAUAUGUCAGUGAGAAGGCAAAAGCAGGCGGCCUCUGCUGCACCAUCUUCCUCCUUGUUGUCGCCAUUGUGCUCGUGGCGGCAAUACCAUUCUGA